AAAGGUUUAAUUGCUUGCAAUUUUCUCAACCACCAAAAUGUAGAACCUAUGACUCCACAAAAACACUGUUUUUCAGUGAAGGUGUUGGGUAAGCCAAUUAGCGUUGAAGCAUAAGGGCGUUGAUGGAGAGUCUCAAGUUUGCAUCUUUGGCGCUGUCUCCUUAUCGACGCUCUGGGAUGUUAGGGAACCGGUUGAAUUCCCCUUUACUUACUAUUGAUUCUGCAGCGCAGUUUUGUUAUUGCAAGGCUGAUCUUGGUGCUGCAUCAUCAAGUAUUCCACUGCCAAAUAUCAGAUUUUCUUGUAGAUAUUCACCAAGUGUAGCAACAGCAACAUGGACCUCAAAUCCUUCUACCAAACAUUGGAUAUUGUGCUCAACUGCACAGAUAGAAAGUAUAAUCACAAGUAAUGAAGAUCAAAGCACGUGGGAAGCAUGUAAACAAGCUCUUUCUGCAUUUAACUUCAGUGAUGAAGAAAAGGACAAGAUACUUGGGAAAGCAUUUGGUCUUGUUCAUUCCCCUUAUUGGGGAGAAGAACGUACGAUGGAAAUUCCCAAAUUUGAGACAGUAAAUGGAAUACUUGACUAUCUAAGGAGUUUAAAUCUUUCUGAUGAUGAUCUGUCUAAGUUGCUUAAAAAGUUUCCAGAAAUUCUUGGAUGUAAUUUAGAGGAAGAGUUGAAAGGCAAUGUAAAGAUCCUGGAGGAGCAGUGGAGUAUUAACGGAAAUUCUCUUAAGAAACUUCUCCUUAGAAAUCCAAAAGUGUUGGGUUAUAAUGUUGAUUGCAAGGGAGACUGUAUAGCACAAUGCACUAGAUGCUGGGCUCGAUUCUAGAUGAUUGGGUGAGAUGUAUCUUUUUGUUGACUGGUGCAUAAUUUUUGGUUCAUUCAUUCACCUUCUCCAACAUAAAUGGAAGACAUUUGUACUUGUAUAUGAAGAAAUGUUCUCACUUUCUAGGAUACCAAUAACUAGUUCAUUCUCAAGUUGAAGAGGUCUGUUUAGCAAUUAUGAUUUAGACACUAUUCUGAAUUGUUGAUUGAUGUAAUAGUGUCCAGACCAAUAAGGUUGUUUGUAAAUCAUGUUCUUGUGUUGAAAGAUGUUCAAUAUUGUUGAUGAGCUAUAAAUAAUAUUUGAUACCAAGUUGACAAUAAAAA
Molecule: messenger RNA, 1147 nt
Organism: Vigna unguiculata (cowpea)
Lineage: Eukaryota; Viridiplantae; Streptophyta; Magnoliopsida; Fabales; Fabaceae
Product: Mitochondrial transcription termination factor family protein
Biological process (GO): regulation of DNA-templated transcription
Molecular function (GO): double-stranded DNA binding
Source: RefSeq, a predicted model, not a curated record